CUCCGCUCCCCCCACCCCGGAGGCGCCGGGCCCCUUGGAUGCCGCCGAGAUGGGCAAGGUGCUGUCCAAGAUCUUCGGCAACAAGGAGAUGCGGAUCCUGAUGCUGGGUCUGGACGCGGCGGGUAAAACCACCAUCCUGUACAAACUGAAGCUGGGCCAGUCCGUCACCACCAUCCCCACCGUGGGCUUCAACGUGGAGACGGUUACUUACAAAAACGUCAAGUUCAACGUGUGGGAUGUCGGGGGCCAGGACAAGAUCCGUCCCCUCUGGAGGCACUACUACACGGGCACGCAGGGGUUGAUCUUUGUGGUGGACUGCGCCGAUCGCGACCGCAUCGACGAGGCCCGCCAGGAGCUCCACCGCAUUAUCAACGACAGGGAGAUGCGGGACGCCAUCAUCCUCAUCUUCGCCAACAAGCAGGACCUGCCUGAUGCCAUGAAACCCCAUGAAAUCCAAGAGAAACUGGGCCUGACCCGAAUCAGGGAUAGGAAUUGGUACGUGCAGCCCUCCUGUGCAACUACAGGGGAUGGACUCUAUGAAGGGCUGACAUGGUUAACAUCCAAUUAUAAAUCCUAAUGAGAGAAUAACUAUUUAGUCUACAAAGAAUUAAAGAAAAAAAAAAUAACCCACAUGGCUUUCCAGAAGAAUGAUUCUCUACUGAAAAGUAAAACAACGGCAUCCAUAGGAUUAUGAUCACCUUUCUCCAGUUACCACCCUUUCCUUCUGCACACUUGACUGGAUUCCUGUUUUAACUCUUCUUGCUUGGCGUUAGGAUGCUCUAAUCUCCGAAUGUGACACGAACACAAGCACUAGAUGCUAUGGCAGACUUCCAGCAAACAGGGGAAAGACACAUUGUAGACUUGCUAAGUAACUUUUUUUUUUUUUUCCUCUCUUGAUAGCCCUUAAGAUGGUUUGAUUAUUUUGGGGGAUGGUUGGGGGAGGGGUACCAUUUUCAGUGUAUGCUUUCUGGUUCUACUUUUUUGAUUAUAUAUUUUUUUUUCUUCUAUCACUUGCUGUAGAUUGCUACUUUUUUGCAUUCAUGCAGAAUAUGUUGAUAGGUCUACUUCAUCUAGUAAACUGAAAAUUAUUGCUUAAAAUCAAACUGCAGUCUGUCUUUUUAUAUUAAGGACUUUUUUAAAAGUUCUGUUAAUCUGUAACUAAAUAGUGACUCUCAGUCUGUCUUCAUAUCUUGGACUAAUAACGAAACGAAUUCUUGCCUACAGUGGCAGAUAGUGAGAAUACCAUUGUAACAUGUUCAAAGUGCAUAUCAGGCGUAAUGUUAACUAGGUAAUGUAAGAACUGCUUUGAAAUGUCAGCUGUGAAGUUCUGAACCAUACAUCAUGCAUGAGAAGGGAUGCAAAUAAGUUCUCCAUACUACAUAGCAACCAUAUAGCAAAUAAGACAUGAAUGAUGUAAUAGUUCCAGGGUAGAUACUGUUCAGUUUUUGUCUUGCAUUGCAAACUUAAAUGAUGUUUAGCUGCAGUUUUUACUACUCGUGUCAGUCUCUGAUUCGAUGCAAGAUAGGUUCCUUCCAGAACAUGCAGCAAUAACGUGUAAGCAUUGCAACAAGUUUUGCUUUCAAUCACAGAUGUUUAGGCAAAAAUCUAGCACUGACUUGCCUGUCUUGUGAUCGAGACAAAUUGCUUUCAUCUCAAGACAGCUGAAGACAUCUAAAUCUAAAAGGAUUUCUGAUUCUUUCUGACAUGCACGUAGUGGAGAAAGAAAUUUUAUUUUUUUUCUUUUCCAUUUUGUAGACUUGCAAAGGAGCAAGUUCUGUGCUAAGCUGUAACUGAGCUUGGUAGUUCUGACAUCUGAAUAAUAGCCAUUUUGAGGAAAUCGCUCAUUGGUUUAAGUUUUCCAAGACUCGACUGAACUCAUGCAAGUAGUUGCAGUCUUUGCCAUCUAUCUUGGUAGCCGGUUGUUGCUGUAGUCCUGUAGGAAGGGAACUAUGUUGGAUGUCUGAAGCCCAUUGAGUAACUACUAAUGAGAGCGGGGAGGAGAGAGAGAGUAUACGACUAUGAAUGUAAACUUCCAUAAUUAGUUCUUAAAGGGCAAGCAGCUCAUUUGCCAUAGCACAGUUUGCAGAUGUGACUGGCAAAAAAACCAACCCACCCAGAACAAGUAUUAGUAUAAAAACUCAAUCAAGUGUUAAUGCUGGGUGCAAAAAACGUUAAAGCAGCUGGUUCUUAUUCAGCCUUAAGGAUUAACUUCAGAUUUCCUCAAGGAGUUAAACUCGAUUGGGGAAUUCUAGGAAUGUAUGCUACAAAACCAGAAGAAAAUGGCUUUUUUUUUUCUUUUUUUUCCAAGGAUCUGAGUUUUACAUGAAAUUGGGGGCAUUACACUACAUUUCUGCAGUGUUGACUCUGCAUGCUAAGUACAUUGUAUAUGGAGCUCUUACCAAAGAUGUAUGGGAAGAUAAAAAUACUGAAUUCACUUCUGAAAUUGAAUGCUUUGGACCGUGUAAAAGUUCCUUUAGAAUAUGGUUCCAAAAGACUUAUCUUGAUGUGGGUUGCAAAUGGGACUGAAUGGGUUCUUGAUGCUAGAAGAUAGAGCAUUGAUUGACUGUAAGCUUUCCUAAGUUAGAGUUUGCAAAAGCUUAAUGUAGAAUUACUCUUAAAUCUCAGCUCUAAAGAAGAGGAGGUGAGAAUAAUUUUUUUUCUUCACCCGAGGCUUUUUGCCAUUGGAAUAUCAUUGCUCUAUUUUCUAGCUUUUUUUUUUUUCUUCCUGUUGAUGUAACUUAACAAAUAGUGUGGUGGUAUAAAGACUAAAAAUACAGGAAUAUGGUUACUGUUUUCUUCUGGAGCAUAAAUAAAAUAGCCAAGCACAACGUAAAUGCCUAAACUGGAAAACUUGAAGCUCUAUUAAUGGUUCUUGAACUUUCUUAAAUCUAUUCUCAGUCAACAUGAAAACUUCAAUAACUUCAUUUUUCGUCUAAGUUGAUUUACUGUGUUUUCUCUUCAAGUGCGGGGGCAGACUUCUUUGCUAGACUUUGCAUUAAGUUGAAUUCACAAUUUUGUAUUUCCUUAGUAACUUUGUUAUUCUGUUUUUGUAGGUGAAAGGAAACUGAUUAUGCUUCUCAAUUUUUUUAAUGUCAUCUUUGGGGGGGAGAAAAAGUUACUGAAACGUGUGGCAGAGAUGUCAAAAAUAAAUGGCCAUUGCUACUGAACAAAAUAUAAAGGUUUCACUUUCAACAUGUCCUUUAUAGGUUGUAGCUGAACCUCACCACGAACUAGUGGCUAUCAGGCAGUAAACAUAGCCUGUAGGAUAAAGCGGCAAUCUGUAAGAAAUCCUAUGAUUUAAAAACUAAUCUGGAGUUUAAGUGCAUCAAUUUGUGUUCAUGUGAAUUUAUGGAGUAAGUUUUGAAUGGCGUUAAUUGUGUCUGAUAAGUGAAUGAGUUUGUAGACUGUGAUCUCCCUGACUAAAGUAAACAGGAAUUUUGUGUUCUCAAUAUGGCUGUAGUGUUGGUAAAGAACUAAUAAGCAGAAAAUAAAGCAAUUAUACAGCGGA
Messenger RNA from Gavia stellata (red-throated loon), 3508 nucleotides. RefSeq names its product ADP ribosylation factor 6 (gene ARF6). Gene Ontology annotation, biological process: intracellular protein transport; vesicle-mediated transport. Gene Ontology annotation, molecular function: GTPase activity; GTP binding. The coding region runs from base 50 to 577 and encodes 175 amino acids. The record is from RefSeq and is a predicted model, not a curated record. Gene Ontology annotation, cellular component: cytoplasm. Lineage: Eukaryota; Metazoa; Chordata; Aves; Gaviiformes; Gaviidae. The transcript has a single exon.